GUCAAAGUCAGUGGUCGUGAGUCUGAAAAAGAGAUGAACAAAAACAAAAUGUUUCCGACUGAAUAAAUUUUUUAAUUGAAUUUAUUUUAAAUUCAUUAAAUUUUUAAUCUCGUUAUGGAAACUCUCAGCAGAUAAAAUUAAGUGAUUAUGUUGGCUGAUAAAAAAAUAUAAAUAUUUUUGACAUGAAAAGAUUCACAUACUUUGCACGGAAUUAAAAAUAAAUGAAAGAGAAUAACAGACGGUUUAUAAAUAAAUGUAAAAUAAUCCAUCGUGUGAGAAUUAAUUGACUAAAAAUAGUAAAAAAUAAUAAUGAUGACAAUGAGUGACUGUGAUGCACCAUCAUUGAGUUGCAGUAAAAUUAACGAUGAUGAGGAACAGCUGAUCAAACUUAGCCUUAAAAAACCUAAAAAAUGGAAUUGGGAAUUAACGACAUCAAAGUCCUCAAGCAAUAUUGCUUUUCCAACAAUUCAGCUGUACGAUGACAGCAAUAAAAAACUCCUGGCAGAGACAAACGAAGCUAAUUUCAUAGCAGGUUCAAACCUAUGCAAAUCAGCUUCCGUUUCAAAGGCAUCGUCCAUCAGACAGAAGAAAAAUGAUAGUUACUCGUCGCUCAAGUUUAAAAACGAUCCAAUUACUAUCCACACAGAACAAGCUGAAGAGAGCGACGAGAGUCAUCCUAUAACUAUAAAUCAUGACCCGAAUUUACAGAACGAUACAUCAAAGCUACAACUUAAAAAUCAUAGCCGCUCUAGUUCAGUUCGAUCAAGGUCAUCGAUAUUAAAAAGAAUAAGAGAAUUCACUGAAUUGAAUCGUGAUUCAUCUUCAGAUGAUGAUAAUGAUGAUGAUGACGAUGACGAAAGAGACGAUGAGAGGAGCAAUAAUAAUAAUAGAUCAAAAGAAAGUUUAAAGAAGAAAUAUUCAAUAAGAACAUCUCAUAUUGGAGCACUUUUAGUACCCAAGGAUAGCUUCUCGAAAGUUUCACGUCGUCGACAGCGUAGAAAAAGCGUUGAUGAUACAAGCACCGAUAACGUCGCAGCGAUAAACAAUAGCAACACAUUAGCACACUCCCCGCGUAUUAUUGACGUGCAGGACAUAAGUAAAAUAAGCCUCGAGACACAGAAGUAUUUGAAGGAUGUGCAGAACUCGAGUCCAUCUACUGAUGAGGUAUUUCUUUUGUUAGUCAAACGAUUGGCAUCAUUGCAACAACAUAACAAUUUAAAAUCAUUACAACAUCCAAAGGAAAUAAGAAAUUGUCGUGAACGUGAUAGAAAUUCUGAGGAUAAGAAAUCAAACGAAUUGAAUGAGCAGAAUGAUAAAAGGAACAUAUUAGAGCCAACAUCUGAUGAUCAUUAUAUUAAUGACAAAAUUAGCACAUCAACACGCACUGAGAAAAUUAUGGGAUCAAAUGUGAGCUCGGGAAAAGGAUUAUCAGGUCGCAGAACACAAUCUCAAAACAAUAUCGAUAACAAGUCAUCAUCCAUAACUAAUGGCAUCUGCUGCUCAACAAAAUACUCAAAAUCUAAACGAAAGAACAGUAAUAUAUCAGCACAGGAUUUCGAUAAAAAGCCAUUUAAUAACAACAACAAUGGAGAACAGAACUUUGACGGAAUUGGACAAAUUAUAGCAGCAAAUUCAAAUGUGACCACAAUAACAAAACCAAAGAAAUCAAAUCAAGGAAAAUGCAGGGAUAAAGAGAAGGACAAGGACAAGAAGAAAAUUAUACAUGGAAGUUUGCCUAAUCAUCUCGAUACAGACGUUGAUUAUGAGGGCAGUGAUGAUACGAAUAGUAGCAUAUAUCAAUAUCCAUCAAAUCAACCACCUAGCUAUGAUAAUGCACAAUUGUCUGCAAUUAGGAAAUUUGAUGAAAUUUAUCAGCAACAGCACCGCUAUCAAGCCGAACAACAUUUUGUUCAUCUAAAACAACAAAAUCUCUCAUUUCGCGUUGCUAAUACGUAUGUUAGGCAAAAUUUUAUACGAAAUCAUGAAACCAAUUCGUUCAGGAUACCGCAUCAAGCACACGGGCAUCGUGUUACAUUUGAUCCAAUCAAUCGAAUUGUGACACAAAAUCCACCAUUACAACAAGUUAGCGAUCAAUGCUAUGAUCAGGGAUAUGGAAGUGAGAGAUCGCCUGAGGAUGAAGUUCUUCCGCCGUUACCACAAAUUACUGAUCAAUACAACACAAUGGUUGUUAAUUCAUUACCUCAGGCAAUGCUGCAUAAUGCAAAUCAAUUAUUUGAUAUGGACUAUCAGCAUAAAUUUCAACAACAAUCUAUUCAACAAAGCUAUGACUUUAUAACAGAAGACUGCACAUUUAAUGUAGAGAUAGUGAAAGGAUUGGGAGGACUCGGAUUGUCUGUGUCAGGAGGAAUCGACUCAUCUGAUCCAUAUCCCGGACUUAUACGAAUUAAACGAUUAUUCCCUCAUCAAGCUGCUUGGAUGACUGGACAACUUCAACAAGGUGAUGUUCUACUCGAAGCUAAUGGUAUUAUAUUAACUGGACUGACAAAUAAUGAGGCACUUGAAGUGCUGCGAACGAUGGGAAAUGUUGUAAAUUUACUAGUAUGUAGACCACAUGAUGAAAAUUUCCGUAAAUUGUCAACGACAAAUCUAGAAGUGCCAGUUCCUCCUCUUCGUUCAUCUUUUAACAUGAAGCAUCAACAGUACAUGAAUCAGCUUGAGUUAUCACCAGGGGAAUUCGAAAUAACGCUCGUUAAGCAGCAGGGAUCGUUAGGUUUUACAUUACAAAAGGAGGAUGAAUCCAUAAAUGGACAUUUUGUGAGAGCAUUAGUUCGUGAGCCAGCAACAUCAGAUGGACGUAUACAAGCAGGUGAUAAGAUUCUAGCAGUGAAUGAUAUUCCAAUAAGUAACAUGACACACGAGCAAGCUGUGAUAUUUUUACGACAGUCACAAGAUACUGUUAGACUUCGAUUAUAUCGAUUUUAUGAUGGAAAUGAUGCAAUAUCACCGACAGAUUCAAAUUAUAAAGCACAUCAUGAGAGCAAUGGAACAAUGAAACGUUCAAAAUUACGUCCGGAAGCAAUAUCGCUUAUAUCUGAUUUGGCAACAAAGAAAAACACUCUAUCAUCGUCAGAUGGAAAUUCGGAAAAUUCGUCAUCAUUUCAAUCAUCAACCAAUACGAUGUCAUCGCCAAGACGUCUUAGAAAGAAUAAAUGUGGAGCGUUGGCAUAUGACACAGAUAAUUUGUGUGAUUCAUCAUCAAACAUAUCGACAAAUAUAAAUCAAACUUAUACUUUAUCAUCAUCUGAUAAUGCUUGUGCUAUUGGUGGUGGUACAAGCAGUGGAACUCAUACACCAUUCUCAGAUUCAUCUGCUGAUACAUUAACAAUCAUUUCACAGCAGCGAGUACAAUAUUAUGAUCCACACGAAUUGCCGGCAGACGACGAUGAGACAAAUGAUGGAUUUUAUGACAGUGAUGAAUUGGAGAGUUUAGAGCAUGAUAAUGAAUGUUCAUCAUCGGAUAUCAACAAAAUUAAACGUCCCGAAUCACUUAAUAUAAGGAGAUGUGGACAUACCGGUGAUUCUGGUUCCACGCCGCUUGCAUCACGUAAGCCUUUAUAUAAAUUUUCAAUUGCAACAACAAAUGCAUAUGAAUUAAAUAAUUUAGAUUCUGUACUGGAUGCACCAACCACAACAUAUCGUAUGGAUAAUAACGACAGUGAUGAUACAAUUGAUGGACAUGCAAUGUCGUUUACGAGCUUACCGUGCGAGACAUUACUCCUUGCCUGCAAGACUGAAAAUGAUUUGCGUAAAUCUCCACUUAAUGACACUGAUACAUGCCUUUAUGUCACGAAAUUUAACAAGAAUCAACCGUUAUAUCAAUCGGCGCAAGUUCAAAUAAAUCAUAAGGCACAUCCAGAUGACAUAAAUGCUGAAAUGAAUCUACUAAAAUGGAAAGGUGUCACAAUGCCAUCACAACAGCAACAAAAUGAACCAAAUAUUGACAAUGACGAUGACAAAUGUUCAAUAAUAUCCUCGCAAUGUGGAGACAUGCCCAUAGCUACAAAUACAUUGCGUGUAUCAAUAAGAAAUGCUCAAAAAGAUAUACAUCUUGAUGAAAUGGGUAUCGAUAGUAAUAUAAACAGGAUAAUUACAAUCGAAAUGAAUCGUCGAUGGAGCUGUCGUUUGGGAAUUCGUCUUGAAAGUCAACAGUUGAUUUCUAAUGAUGGUUGUGAUGAGGGAGGCAAGUCAAUUACAGUAAUUAAGGAGAUUUGCAAAGAUACAUUAGCUGAGAAAGAUGGACGACUGAGGGUCGGCGAUCGGGUUCUGAUGAUUAAUGAUGAAAUCGUAGAUUCCCACAGUACACAAGAAAUAAUAGAUAUGAUGCGAAUAAUUCGUGGAUCGUUGAGUAUAACAGUAGCUAGAAAAAUUGACUAAUAAUCAUUCUCACAUAACUGAAGGAAGGAUAAGACAUAAGCAUCAAUAGUAGGCAAAAAAAUUAUUGUUUUAUAUAGAACAAAUUUACUACUUUAUAAUAAAAACAAAAUAUUACAAGAGUCCUCGUGAUUAAUCGAGUGACUUCAGCGCAUUUUUGUCGCUGCGAUCAGUAAUUUUAUUAGCAAGUUAAUGUCAAUCAAGGAACAAAUCAUAGCAUUAACAUACUAUUAAAUUGUUUUUAAACUUAUUAAAUGCCGUAUUUUUUAAUGAUUAUGUGUGUGUUUGUUUCAUAACGUACAUGAUUAAUAACUCGAUGAAACUCGAACAAAGCACAUUAUUAAGCUAGUUUUUCAAAAAUGCGCUAAAUAAACAUUAUAACAAAAGUCUGAUAAUCAUCUGAAAAGCUCACGUACGCACUGUGUGAAAUUUCGUCUCUUAUCGAUUUUUUGUGAUUUAUGGAGCAUUCACUCAUCGUUUUUAAGAGAGUAUGAAAGAAGGAAAAAGGAGAGAAAAGGCAAAAACCGUUUCCUUCAAUUUUCCCUCCUUUAUUUCUUUUAUUCUUCUUAAAAAUAGUAUGUAAGUGAAAAAAGAAUAAAAAAUAAAGGAAAAUUACAUCGCAAUAGAAGAAAUUGGCAUUUUUUACUGGGUCGGUAGCAAGUCGGUGAAAAGAGCGGUUUUAUCGAUUAUCAUUACGUUCUUUACUUUACUUAAUUUGGAUGGUUUUGUACUUACUUAAAGUUUUUUAUACAAAACAGUUUAAAGUUUUAAGUUCAAAUUUCAUGUUUAUGAUUUGUUACUUGAUUCGAAAUCUGAUUUCCUGCGACAAUAACAUGCUGAAGUUCCUAGAUAAAUCACAAAGUCAAAAUUUGUUUGAUUAUUGUGACAUUACUUAUAAACGGUCCCCAAAUUUGUUCCUUUGUAAUAAUAAUUCUGCAGUUAUGAUUCAUUUAUUGUCGUAAACUGAUAAAACCGCUCAGAAUCAUCCAUUCAGUAUGUACAUUUUUCUUACGUGCAAUAACACACAACACAAAUAAAAAGGAAAAGGAAGACAGCAUCAUACAUCAGUAGUGAUGUGCUACACAACAUAAAAUGUGCUGUGUCGAAAGAAAUUCAUUUAAAGUUUACGGUUUGUGGAUUUUUGUACUCACUGUUCACAUUUAUGAAAGUAUUAUACCAAAAAAAAAGAAAUAGGAGAAUGAAUGUUAGCUUCAUGACCAAAUCAAUUAUUUCCAUCCAAGCAAUGAGCCAAAAAUAAAGCAGACUUUAGAAUAUUGCCAUACAUAGACGAUUCUUCCUUUUUGUCUUUCUAUCUAUUAGAUCUACGUACGAUUUCGACAUGAGAUAAAUGAGUAUGGGAAGUUAUCAGGAAGUGCGAUUAAAGAUAAAGCGCAGGUUGCUUUAAAAGAGGAUUUUUUUGAAACUGGUUGGAGAUAUAUUGGUGAUUAUUAAGGUUUUUAAAGUUGAUAUUGAAUCUGAAAAGCUAUGGACUACAACAUCUUCAAUGAUAGCCCAUCACAAGAUCCAAACUGACUCCAAACAGCUCAACUGUUAUCCCAAAAAUCCAGCUAAUCAGAUUGAAUUGCAUGUAACAUUCCACAUUUAUUGAAUUUUCUUAAAUUUUCCUUCUUUUUUCUCAUCCUUUCGGUUCACAUUCACGGAACUGCUCCCAUUCAUAUGAAACUUAAUUUAACGAUGAUAUUCAAUGUUUAUCUUUCACAUGCUAGAUUAAUAUUGCAGAUGAUAUUCAAUUAGUUUCAAUAAAUUUCAUUUCAUUUUUCCUUCCUUCACAUCGAACUCAUGAUGCUUAUAAG
This is a messenger RNA of Chironomus riparius, 6206 nucleotides long. The record is from the annotation of a GenBank genome assembly. NCBI's taxonomy places the organism in Eukaryota, Metazoa, Arthropoda, Insecta, Diptera, Chironomidae.